UCGUUGCGCAUCGUCGGGUUGCGUCGCCCGCUGCUUUACCAUUUUGUUUGUGAUUGAGAACUAAGUUCAACAAAGUUUUAAAGUACGUUAAAAGUUAUAAAAAGACUUCUAAAGUGUAUCCGAAAUAAAAUACCGUUAGCAAAUCUGUUAAAAUUCAUGUUUUAAGUGAAAAUAACUACUAUGUGAAUACAAUGAAGUCAUACAGGUGUAGUGCAUGAAGAAGUGAAUGUUGUGGCCACUUGGAUCAUAGCAACCAGUUAGUGAUGUUUUUGAACCAUAGUAUGUAUGAGGACCUAUACAUAGAAGGCAUAAAUAAUAUAUUGUGAAAGAAAAUGCGGUUGUUACAGAGGGUAACAGAAGUUCUAAGUAAAUAAUCAGUGUCAUGGAAGAGAUGGAAAGGUGGAACACAAUGAGGACCGUUUGCGGAAUACUUUUGCUGUGUGCGCUCCGAGGCGCCGCAGCCGCAGACAGUACAGUUCAAAUGCAACCACCACGGUUUAGUAUGCAGCCGUCUUCAUCGAAUAGCAUCGUCAGAGAAGGGACCACCAAGAUACUACAGUGUGCGGCUACAGGAAUUCCGCAACCGAUGUACCGAUGGCUGAAGAACGGGGUUCCCCUGGGCGACUACUCGUCGGAGCUGUUCUACAAGAUCCACAACACGCAGCGGCAGGACGCCGGCGCCUACCAGUGCAUCGCUAAGAACGACGUGGGCGCCGUCUACAGCGAGAAGAAUCAAAUUGUAGUGGCCUAUAUGGGCGUAUUUGAGGACGCCGGCGACACGGUGGUGACCGCGGACUCGGGCGGCGCGGCCAUCCUGGACCUGCCCUACAUAGAGUCCGAGCCGCCGCCCUCCGUCAUCUGGCAGGACGAGAACGGACCGCUGCGCUACGACCACAAGUACGCAGUCACGGACAAGCAUCAGCUUGUGAUAUUGUCCGCUUCAAGAGACGACGAAAGGGCCUACAGGGUACGAGCAAUAAACACGCAACUAGGAAAAGUAGAAAACAGCCCAUACAUAAAACUUAACGUUUUCGGAGAUGAUAAUAAAGAAAUACCGCCAGAAAUAAUAAUUAAGCCUGAAAACACGAAAAUAGUGAAAGGGCAAGAGAAUACGAACUUGUACUGUAUCGCGAACGCACGGCCUCUGCACGAGCUGGAGACGCUGUGGUUCAAGGACGGGCUGCUGAUCGACCUGGCGGGCGUCACGUAUGACCUCAACGACCCCUGGAACCGCACGCUGGGGCUCAUCUCCGCCAACCUCUCGCACAGCGGCCAGUACUCGUGCCAGGCGCGGCUGCGCACCGGCGGCUUCGCGACCGUCUCCGCCUCCGCCACCGUCACCGUGUACGAGAAGCCUGUCUUCCAGACCAGCCUCAAGGCCGAGACGUUCGGGGAGUUCGGCACGUCUAUAAAGCUGGAAUGCGACGUGCAGGGCAUCCCGCUGCCCAGCAUCACGUGGUACAAGGAUGGCAGGAAGAUCGCGAGCGUGGGCGCGGGCGCGGGCGACCCCGCCGGCGACGUGGACGACGGCGGCGGCCGCUACCGCGUCGAGGUCGACCGCUCGCUCGCCAUCACCGACCUCAAAGUGCAAGACAUGGGUAUAUUUCAGUGCAUAGCUAGCAAUGAGGCUGGCGAUUCUUCUAUGCAUACCUGGCUCAAGAUCAAAACUCAGGAAACUAGGCGAGUUCCUCGCAGUCAUAUGAAGUUAAUAAGAAUGAGGACCGCAGAUAAAAAGGCUAAAACGUUCCGAUUCGAUACUGGCACGUCGUCGCCGGUGAUGCAGGCGGCGCCGGCGAACCUGACGGUGCUGGACGGGAAGGACGCCACGGUCUCCUGCCGGGCCAUCGGCGCGCCCACGCCUAAUAUCACCUGGUAUUUCAACGACUCCCUCAUAAUAAACUUCUCCGGUCGCCUGCAAGCGCUGGACGAGGGCGACCUGCUGGUGACCAGCGCCACGGCCGCCGACUCCGGCAAGUACUCGUGUGUUCGCGCCAACGACGCGGGCCGGGUCAGCGGGGAGGCCUACCUUACUGUUCUAGUGAGGACUCAAAUUGUGGCUCCUCCGGUGGACACGAAGGUACUGCUCGGUCACACCGCGACCAUGCAGUGUAAAGUAUCCAGCGACCCCAAUGUCAAAUACAACAUCGACUGGUUCCAUAACAAACAGCCAAUGACGGUGGGUUCCCGCGUGUGGGUGGGCGCGGACGGCUCGCUGCAAGUACAAGCCGUACGAGCCAGCGACGCCGGAGAAUACACAUGCAUCGUGACGUCAGCGGGCGGCAACCACACUCGCCGCGCGCUCCUCUCCGUCAUAGAGCUACCCUUCGCGCCCACCAACGUGCGGGCAUCGAGGAUAGAGAAUGUGUCCCAGAGAGCGGUCAACGUGUCCUGGACGCCGGGCUUUGACGGCAACUCGCCGAUACAGAAGUUUAUUGUGCAGCGGCGUGUUGUGCCUGAGUUUGGUCCUACCCCAGACCCGCUGCUCAACUGGGUGACAGAGCCGAUGAACGUAUCGGCGACGCAGCGCUGGGUGCUGCUCACGAGCCUGAAGGCGGCCACGUCCUACCAGUUCCGAGUGUCAGCUGUCAACACCGUGGGCGAGGGGCCCGCCUCCGACCCCACCGAUGUACUCACGCUGCCGCAAGAAGCGCCCUCUGGCCCUCCCGUGGGCUUCAUGGGCUCGGCGCGAUCCUCGUCCGAGAUCAUCACCCAAUGGCAGCCGCCGCUAGAAGAACACAGGAAUGGACACAUCCUCGGAUACGUCAUCAGAUACCGCCUAAAGGGCUACGACAACAGCCCCUGGACCAAUCAGAACAUCACCAACGAAGCGCAGCGGAACUACCUCAUACAAGACCUGAUCACGUGGAAGGAUUACAACGUUCAGAUCGCGUCGUACAAUGAUAAAGGAGUAGGGGUGUUUACAGACAGUUACACGAUAAAGACGAAGGAGGGAGUACCUGAAGCUGCGCCUGAUGAAGUCAAGUGCGAACCGUUCAACUCUACCGCUAUCAGCGUGGCGUGGAUACCGCCUAAUCCGCAGAAUAUUAAUGGUAUCAAUCAGGGCUACAAAAUACAAGCAUGGCGUUGGGAUGAAACCGAGAACGCUAACGUUGAACAAAAACUGAUGAGUGUUCCUCCGAACCUCCUGGAUCCUCUGACGGAGCAGUCGGCCGUUAUCGGCGGGUUGGAGAAGUUCACGGAGUACAAUAUAUCAGUCCUGUGCUUCACCGAGCCGGGCGACGGGCCGCGCAGCGAGUUCGUGCUUGUUAGGACUAAGGAAGAUUUACCCGAUGAAGUAUCAAAUCUAUUGUUUGACGAUAUUUCUGAUCGCGCCGUCAGAGUAUCCUGGUCGCCUCCUAAGAAGUCGAACGGUAUAUUGAUUGGAUACAAACUUUCAUACCAAGUGAAAGAGAAGGAUGAUACGUUCAAGGAAGAAAUUCUACCUCCCAAUGUUACAAGCAUCAGAGUGGAGCAUUUACAGGCGACAACCCACUACACAUUCUGGCUGCGCGCACUGACUGCGGUCGGCGAAGGGGCUCCCAGGAAGGCGGUGAUCCAGUCGGGAGUCGAACCAGUGCUGCCCGACCCGCCGCGCAACCUCGCUCUGUCCAACAUCGCCGCCUUCUCCGUGCUGCUGCAGUUCACGCCCGGGUUUGAUGGAAACUCUUCGAUAUCGCUGUGGACUGUGCAGGCCCAAACCGCGCGCAAUACAUCUUGGAUGACGAUCUACGAGGUCAACGCUCCCGACGCCCAGUCCAUCCUGGUCACUGGCCUGGUUCCCUUCACCACGUACCAGCUGCGUCUCAUAGCGAGCAACGUGGCGGGGUCGUCGCAGCCGUCCGAGCCCUGCCCCGAGUUCCAGACCAUACAGGCGCCGCCGCAGCACCCGCCGAGAAACGUCACUGUUAGGGCUGUCAGCGCGAAUAACUUGAGGGUUCGGUGGAUUCCGCUCCAACAAUCGGAAUGGUACGGCAACCCUAAAGGCUACAACAUCACGUACUCGCGCUGCGGCGGCAACGAGACGCUAUUCAGCAUCAUCGAGGACCACACGGCGAACUCACACGUGCUGACCAACCUCGAGGAGUGGUCGUUGUAUGAGAUACACAUGACGGCGAUCAACGAGGUCGGCGCGUCCGCCACCAGCCCCACGGCUAAUGAACGGACCAGGGAGUCGGUGCCGUCGCGCGGACCAUCCGACGUGUCGGCCAACGCGACGUCGUCCACGACGGUGGUGGUGCUGUGGGGCGACAUCCCCGCGCAGGACCAGAACGGCCUCAUCGAGGGCUACAAGGUGUGCUACGCGGCCGUCAAGCCGCCGCCAAGGCAGGACCAUCAGAAGGUGGAAUGUCAAGCCAUACCUUCAAACCAGACGCACACGAUCACUCUGACGGAACUUCGAAAGUACGUAGUGUAUCAGAUACAAGUGCUGGCCUACACAAGGCUAGGGGAUGGAGCGCUCAGCGACCCGCCUAUUCAAGUGCGGACUUUUGAAGACACGCCCGGGCCUCCGUCCAACGUGUCGUUCCCAGACGUGACGUUCACGACGGCGCGCAUCAUCUGGGACAUGCCCGAGGACCCCAACGGAGAGAUCCUCGCCUACAAAGUCACGUACCAUCUCAACGGAACCGCUCAACACCAGUACUCCAAGGAUUUCCAGUCUUCUGAUAGGACUUUUAGAGCUCUGGAGCUGCUCUCAGAGCGCUACUACGUGUUCACAGUCCGCGCACAGACACAGCUCGGCUGGGGCGGCACUGCUCGAGCUUUAGUCCUCACUACGGGCAACCGCGCGCUGCCCGCGCCGCCUCAACAUGCGCUAGUACAGAGGUCGCUAUUGCAGCCGCAUCAUAUCACGUUCUCGUGGACGCCCGGCGAUGAUGGAUAUGCGCCGCUGAGAUACUACACAGUACAACAGAAGGAAGAAGGCGGCACGUGGCAAACGAUCCCCGAGCGUGUGGACCCCUUCGCCACCUCCUUCACUGUGGAGGGGCUGAAGCCGUACACCGGCUACCAGUUCCGCAUCCGAGCCACCAACGACAUCGGGCCCAGUCGGUAUAGUAAUUCGACUGAAAGCGUACGGACUUUGCCGGCCGCGCCAAGCAAAGCGGUAGAAAAUCUCCACGUAGUCCCGAUAACGCCGAGCAGCGUGCGCGUGCAGUGGUCGCCGCUGUCGGAGCAGCACUGGAGCGGCGACACGGCCACCGGCGGCUACCGAGUGUUCUACCAGCCGCUGACGGACUUCCCCACGCCGCUGCAGCAGACCAUGAAGCAGGAGGUGCCCGGGAUUAAGACAGAAGAAGUGGUCCUAACCGACCUAGCCCUAGACCGCAACUACGAGAUCAGCGUCUACGCGGUCAACUCGCAAGGCUCGGGCCCGUCGGGCACGCCGGCCGUGGUGUGGGUGGGCGAGGCCGUGCCCACCGCGCCCCCGCAGCACGUGGAGGCCGAGUCGAGGUCGCCUACUGAGGUGGCCUUGUCGUGGCGGCCGCCGCUGCAGGCGCAGCAGAAUGGGGAUCUGCUGGGGUAUAAGAUAUUCUACCUAAUGACCGAGUCGCCCGAGGAGCCGGAGGAGGCGGGGCGGCGCGCGGAGGAAGAAACAGAAGUAGUGCCGGCCACCGCCACCGCGCACUCGCUCGUGUUCCUCGACAAGUACACGCAGUACCGGAUACAGGUGCUAGCAUUCAACCCAGCGGGCGACGGUCCACGCUCAUCCGCUGUGCUAGUCCGCACGCACCAAGGUCUCCCCAGUGCGCCGCGCAACAUCACCUUCACGGACAUCACCAUGAACAGCCUGGUCGUGGCGUGGGAGCCCCCGCAGCGCCGCAACGGACACGUGCACUCGUAUUUGGUGACCUAUGAGACGGUUGAGCAGGAUGAGAAAUUCAGUAAGCAAGUGAAGCAGAAAGUAAGCGAGCGUCGCCUGCAAGUGGGCGGAUUGGAAGAGGGGUCUAAAUACGUGUUUGCGGUGCGCGCGCUCACGAUAGGCCCCGGCCCGCCCAGCGAGGCGAGAGUCAUCACCGGCCCUCAGGCCGGGUCACCUUCAGAGCCGCGCGGGCUACAGCUGGAGCGCGCGCCCGCCGCCUUUCACCUGCGCUGGGAGAACAGCGCCUCGGGGAAGGGACCGCUGCUCGGAUACUACAUCGAGGCCAGGAAGAAAGACGAACCCAGAUGGGAGCCGAUAACGAAGACAACGAACGGCAUUCUAGAAGAAUUCACUAUUUCGUACCAGAGUCUGCUGCCCUCUACCAGUUACUUGAUCCGGCUGAUUGCCUACAACAUGUAUGGCAUCAGCACCCCGGCGUAUGCCAAGGAGGAGGUGGUGACGCCUUCCAAGUUGUACCUCGAGUAUGGGUACCUGCAGUACCACCCGUUCUACCGCAGCCCAUGGUUCAUGGUGGCCCUCGCUGCAGCCUCCGUCAUCAUCAUUAUCAUGGUCAUCGCCAUACUUUGUGUCAAGAGCAAGAGUUAUAAGUAUAAAAAAGAGGCGCAGAAGACACUAGAAGAAUCUCUAGCCGGAGAGACGGAGGAGCGCGGCUCGCUGGCGAUGGACCUGUACCGGUCGCGCGUGAACUCGGCGUGCUCGGCGUCGGGGCUGGGCGGCGGCGGGGGCACGCUGCGGCGCGGGGGGAAGCCGCCCGCCGCCGGCAAGUGCCCCCCGCGCCCCGCGCCCGCCUCCGUCGCCUACCACAGCGACGAGGAGAGCCUACGAGCCUACGAGGACCAACAAGACGACUCCUCGCUCACCGAGAAACCCUCAGAAAUGAGCUCCUCCGACUCACAGAACUCGGAGAGCGAUAACGAGAGCGCGCGCUCGGAGCCGCACUCGUUCGUGAAUCACUACGCCAACGUGAACGACACGCUGCGGCAGUCGUGGAAGCGCCAGCGGCCGGUGAGGAACUACUCCAGCUACACCGACUCGGAGCCCGAGGGCAGCGCGGUGGUCAGCCUCAACGGCGGCCAGAUCGUCAUGAACAACAUGGCGCGCUCGCGGGCGCCGCUGCCCGGCUUCUCCUCCUUCGUAUGACAGCAGCAAUCGGCGCUGUCGCCCGCCACGCUGCAGCCACUCACCACGGCACACUGACGUGUCAACUAUGCCCGUUUCCAGUAUCCAACUUAUCACCACUCGAUUCUGGUGUAAAUACGUUGGAUAUUAAACGGUCGCUCCCCACACCCAACACUGCCAUCGAGUUAGCAACAUUUUUAUAUGUAAUGUACCUACUUAAUUUAAUUUAUUGUUCCCAUAUUCCAGUUAAUUUUAGAAUGAUUUUUAUAAUAAACUUUCGUAUUAUAGGCUAAGGACACCUAUUUUUAGAAUUUAAACGAUACUGUACUUAAUAACGGCAGCACAUUUGUAUAAUAUGAAAUUCAAGGCAGUAAUUGUUAAGUAAUACUAUUUAACUUUUUAGGGUAAUUCAAUUGCUGUAGCCAAUCCACUGUAGCUGAAAGCUACGUAUAGCUUUAACUUUUUACGUCACAAUCCUCACAAAAUAUGAGAAGUGACUGUGUUCAAAUUAAACUGUUGUCAUAAUAACUACAAUACGACUUGUAUUUUAACCACUGCUGACGCAUUUAGUUUAGAUUUAAGGUUAUUUUAUAGUAUAAAAAUAUGAGAUCUCGAUCGAUUUACAUUCAUCCAAAUGCAAUUCCCUAAAUUGUGUCAUAUAAGUAGUUUUAAAAGAACAUUUAACCUCGAUUUAUUCUAAUCUGGUGCUUUCGUUUCCUAUGUACGCCACAAUAUUUGUUUUACAGGCCGCCGUCGAUUUUUUCCGUAGGUACUUACCUAUGUCAAUUUACGACCAUAAGUUUUGCGUUAACAUUUUCCGUUCUUAAAGAAAUAUAUGAUAGCCUACGUUGUAUAUUAGAAACCAGCUCUAUCGUAUGUUUACCGUUAUGAAACUAUAUAAAGUUAUCUUCAUGAAAUGGCAAUUUACAGUUUACUGGUAGGUGUUGUUGAAUGAAAUGAUAGUAUAUUGAAACAAGUAUUGUUUGUUAAACUUGUUUAACAUAUCCAGUUCAAUAUUAUGUUGUAGUCAUAAUAUAAUUUUAAGUUAGGCAGCUUUAUUCCUUGUAUAUAAUAUAGAAAAUUGACUGAUAGUUUUAUACAAUUUAUAUUUUUAAUUGUAAAUAAAUUACCUUAAUCAUGAUUGAACAAAUACAUUUGGCACAACUCUUUUUUAAAACUGUGAUCUAUCAUAACUUCUACUAUAUUUAGUAUAUCUAUCAAGGGUAUUUUCGUCAUAAUAGAUGUUAACUUCAAUACUUUACUAAUAAGAAAUAGGUUUAUAUAUUUGUAAUAAGAUGCACUAUACAGUAAUUCAAGUAUUUUUUUCAUGAAUAUAUAGUUAAGCAAUAUUCAAGCUGACUUGAUUUUGAUAAAUACUGAUUUAAAAGUCUACAUUUUAACUUUUAGUAGGUGCCAUUGAAGUCUCUGGAAGAUUUAAGACUUCAUUUUGAUAAUAUUAGUUGAAAUAAAGGACAAAUGGUAGUAACAAU
This is a messenger RNA of Plutella xylostella (diamondback moth), 8490 nucleotides long. Lineage: Eukaryota; Metazoa; Arthropoda; Insecta; Lepidoptera; Plutellidae. The record is from RefSeq and is a predicted model, not a curated record.